Messenger RNA from Caenorhabditis elegans, 1862 nucleotides. The record is from the annotation of a RefSeq genome assembly. Lineage: Eukaryota; Metazoa; Nematoda; Chromadorea; Rhabditida; Rhabditidae.
AUGAGCUCCAACAACUACAACGAAGUUCAAGACGAGCGCCCGACCACCACCCAGCUCCCAUCUCUUGCCUCUGUCGAAUUUUGGCAUUCUGGAAACCGUGAGGAUUGGAUGCAUGCUCUAUCGGCAGAAUGUCAGCGUCUACUUCAGAGAUCCGACGAAACAGCUUCAACCCAACAACAUCAGCCAAGAGGAUCCUCGGAGCUGCAAGCUUCCACCACACAGCUACUCGACUCAUCCAGCCAAACUGAAAUCUCGAUGACGGAGAACAAUGCUCUCGAGGCAGAAAUUAAUGAAUUAAAGCAAAAAGUGAGGAUGCUCACAGACGACGGACAAAACAAGGAAAAGCAGACAAAGGAGUUGGAGGGAGUUCUGAACGUUGCCACGACAAGUGCCAUGGAAGCUGCUCAGAAACUCCAAGUUCAUCAGCAGAAGCUCAAACAGGAGCACAAGGAAGCAGUGGAAACCUUGGUAGAAGCUCUAAGAGCCGAGAAAGAGAAACUCGAGAAGAUCUUGGAAGAUGCAAGAAAGAAGGACGACGAAAUCGAAGAGUUGAAGAAAAAAGUGAACUCUGAAAGUUCCAGAGCCACUUUAGCCGAUGAAGCUGUUCAGAAACUCCAAACUGAUAAAGAUAAGCUUGAGGAGGAGUACAUGAAUGAUAUGCGUGAUUUGAAAAAAGCUCUAAAAGACAACCAAGAAGGACUCGAGAAGAUCGCCAAAGAUGUCAAGAACAAAGAAGGCGAAAUCGAAGAGUUAAAGAAAAGUGUGAGCUCUGAAAUAGUCAAAGCCACGGAAGCAGCUCACGCCACUGAUCAGCUCCGAAAAAAACUCCAGAAACAACAGGAUGAGCACGAAAAAGUGAUUGCGAAUAUGGAAGAAAAUUUCGAAGCAGCAAAACUAGGAGCAGCAGCACAAGAAGAAGAAGAAAUUGAGAAGCUCGCGGGGGACGGAAGGAAAAAGGACGACAAAAUCAAGGAAUUGGAGAAUAAUGCUGAGGACUUCAGAGGGUUGAGCAGGAGCAUAAAAAAGAGAUUGAAGACUUGAAAGGAGCUCUAGCAGCAGAGAAAAGAAUUUCAGAAGCUGACAAAGUGGAAUUGAAGAAGCUCACCGAGGAACUGCAGAGUAUGCAUCUCAAAAACAAGGAACUGAAGAAUAAUGUGACCACUGAGAAUUCAAGGGCCACAGGAGCCGUUCAAGAGGCUCAGGUGCUCCAAGAAAAACUGCAACAAGCUUUGAAAGAGCUUGAGGGAAAGAAGAAAGAGCUUUUGGAACAAGAGAAUGCUCACAAGCUCCGCAUGGAUCAGUUUGAAGACGACACUAAGAAACGUCACAAAAAAGAAAUCAAGGCGCUGGAAGUGGAAGUGAAAAAACGAAACGCCACUAUUAAAGAACAUCAAGUUGCUGCUCAAGAGAGAAGAGCGAAACAUGAUGCGGAAGUCGAAGAGCUCGAACAAAAAUUGGCCACCGAAGAGGAGAAGUGCAGACGAAUCGUCCAAGAUAUCAGGGAAAAGCUCGAUGCCCAAUUUCCGCCGAUCUCCCGAUCUCCGAGUACUGAAUGCGUAUGGCCAGAAAUGAUAAUUGAUGAUGUCUUUUGGCAACAGCCAAGCAGCUCCACAUCCCACGUCUAUUCUUCGUUUGCCUUUUCUACUCCACGUUCCAGCUCCCAAAAUGCUCCAGUUCAAGAAGAAGCCACUUCGCACCAAUCCACCUCCUCCGAGCCUGCUUCUUCUGCUCCGAACUCUAAUUCUUCUCCAAAUUCCUCAGCUCGAAUUACCAGACGUCAUGCGCCACCUUCCACCUCCAGAGCAUCCAAAAGAAUUGCAGCAAAAAAUGCUCAGGAAGAGCCAACAAAGAAGCCAAAGUGA